Messenger RNA from Phragmites australis (common reed), 1428 nucleotides. RefSeq names its product transcription factor HHO6-like. The coding region runs from base 117 to 1205 and encodes 362 amino acids. The transcript has 5 exons. Gene Ontology annotation, biological process: regulation of DNA-templated transcription. The record is from RefSeq and is a predicted model, not a curated record. Lineage: Eukaryota; Viridiplantae; Streptophyta; Magnoliopsida; Poales; Poaceae. Gene Ontology annotation, molecular function: DNA binding; DNA-binding transcription factor activity.
CAACACCCAAACAGAACCACCGUCCCAUUCCACCACCACCUCCUUCGUCUCCUUCCGAAUCGAGGCAAGGCACGGAUUCUCUCGAGUCUGGAUCGGCUGCUGCGGCGGUGGCGGCGAUGAUGGGGUCGGCAGCGCGGAAGGAGGACCUGCGGGUGCUGGCGGCGCGGGUGGUGACGGACUCGCUCCGGGAGGCCGUGUCGCUGUCCAGCGCCGCCGAGAGGGCGGCCCGGUUCGAGGAGUGCGUGAGGAGCCUCGAGGCCGAGAAGGCCAAGAUGGAGGUCUUCCGCCGCGAGCUCCCCAUCAGCGUCCACCUCGUCGGCGACGUGAUCGAGUGGCUCAAGGAUGAGCUGGCGCAGCACCGGCGGCCGGCGCCGGAGCUGUUCGCGCCGGCGCCGGCGGCGAGGGCGAAGGAGGCGCCAGCGGAGGGAGUCAAGGCGGACGCGGACGCGAACGACAAGCGGAGCUGGAUGAGCUCGGCGCAGCUCUGGAGCUGUGGGAGCCACGACGACAGCACCGGCAACAGCAAUGGCGGCGGCGCCAAGAAGCCGGCGCACAAGCAGGUGUCCAAUGCGUUCAUGCCACCGACCGGCCUGCCAACCUUGGCAAGAUCAUCCGAGCACGCGGAGAAGCCCGCCGCCAUGCUGGUCCCGGACCUGUCCCUCUCAUCCCCGGCGAUCGACAGCGCCUGCCCGGCCGCUCCAAGCGCCACCAGCAGCGCCGUCACGGACACUGGGGCGCAGCGCCAGCAGCAGCAGCAGCAGCAGCAGGCGCAGAGGAAGGCCAGGAGGUGCUGGUCGCCCGAGCUGCACCGCCGGUUCAUCGCCGCGCUCCAGCGGCUCGGUGGCGCGCAGGUUGCCACUCCGAAGCAGAUCAGGGAGCUGAUGAAGGUUGAUGGACUCACAAAUGAUGAGGUCAAGAGCCACCUGCAGAAAUACAGGCUGCACACACGGCGAGCAUCAUCGUACGGUGGUGACCAGCAUGCGUCGACCCUGUGGUCUGCACCGGAGCAGCAGUACACGAUGUCGCAGCACAGCAUGUCGCAGUCCGGCUCGCCCCAAGGGCCCCUGCAGCUCACCGUGUCAAGUAGGACCGUGUCGGCGACCGCCGGGGACAGCUGCGACGGUGGCGAGGGGGAGGAGGACGGCAAGUCGGAGAGCUACAGCUGGGAGAUGCAGCAGCGUGGGAUGAAAGCAUCGUCGUCAUGAUUCUUGAACAGCAGCAGCCGAUGCAGCAUGAGAAUACAGCAGAUGAGACAUUUUGUGUACAGUCGUUGAGAGGAUUCUUUUUUGGGAGGAGGAUGUAAUGAACUUUUGUGAGUGAGUGAUUGUUGUAGGGGUGUGAGUCUGUGAGAUAUGAGAUUGAGCCAUCACAUUACAUUGUACAAAUCUUCUGGUUGAAUCGCUUCGUCAAGAUCGAUUUUCGCAUCUU